Molecule: messenger RNA, 708 nt
Organism: Rodentolepis nana
Lineage: Eukaryota; Metazoa; Platyhelminthes; Cestoda; Cyclophyllidea; Hymenolepididae
Source: the annotation of a GenBank genome assembly
AUGGAUGAUAAGCAUUUAGAACCCGUUGACCUAAGUGUCAAUUUUAAAGGAUUUCCAGUAACUUCGUUUUGCAUUCCCGAGCGAUAUGCUCCCUACCUUGACAAGGUGCUUGUUUCAAAUGGAAUGAUCAAAGACCGGCUUCAAUGUCUUGCUGGCUAUAUUGUUGAGUCGUAUGAGCGUGAGAGAAUAAAGGAGGUUUCAAUCAUGUGUGUACUCAAGGGUGGUUUUAAGUUUUUCUCCGACUUAAUUGAAGAAAUGCAACGAACUAUUUGGUCACGAAAAACUGAACUCAGCAUUACUGUUGAAUUUAUUCGAGUCAAAAGUUAUACUGAUACUACUUCCGGUGAAAUUAACAUCCGAUCAAUUGACAAUGCUAUGCCGGUCAAUAAUAAGCAUAUCCUCGUUGUUGAUGAUAUUUGUGAUACGGGAAAAACCUUGAAUAGGCUCUGUGAUUACCUCUACGAGAAUGGUGCCAAAACUGUUAAAACAUGCUGCCUCCUCUUUAAACAAACUUGCCUCAACGUCGGUUACCGACCUCACUUUAUUGGCUUUCUAAUUCCUGACGAGUUCAUUGUUGGAUAUGCAAUUGAUUACAAUGAGUGCUUCCGUGAUUUGCUGCACAUCUGUUCAAUCAACGAGAAGGCAAAGAAAUCGUUUGCAGUCCAUAGCAAUGGAGAGCUGGGUACUUUACCGGCAGCUUCCCUUUAA